AGAGGAGUUUGCACACUGGCGUCCAAAGAUAUAAGAUUGUCUAUGCACAAGCUCUAUCGCGUGCUGAAACUUUGAAAGCUCAGUGGUUCGUUUCUUAGUGGUGCAGUGUGGUGGUGGAAAGUUUCGACCCUUGAAGGAUCAUCAGAGUACGUAUGGAUUUGACGCCAUUUCAGAUGAUGUUACUGCACUUUAGGAAGAAGUAUAUAUUGAUCAUUCUGCAUCUUCUCGUGUUGUCCAGUAGUGCACACAGAAAGGCGAAGAAAGCCAGAGAUCUGAAGAUAUUACCGCCGCAAUAUGAAGUUUACCCUAGUGAUAAGUUACCGAGUGACUUGCAAGUGACGAAGUAUCUCAUGAGAGGACGACAAACUACGUUUUUCUACUGGUCAACAGUAAAUGGAACAUUAUCAGUGAGCAUCAUUCCUUGUACAUCUGUUAUCCAAUGGAAUUUUGAGUACCAGGGUGAUCGAAUUGACACAGGCAGACAAUACCAUGAAACCGAGAAGAUUUCAACAGAUAAUAUCACCACAAAAAGUUUCUUUUCACAACAGGGUGUAUACGCCUUAUCCUUGAAAGCGACAGAAAACGAUACAUAUGUUCAUUUAUACAUAAGCACUGAAAUUGGGGGUCCUCAAGCUCUGAGAACAUCGCACGCUGAUAAUCUAAGAAUACACCACAAGGAAAGGCGUAAAAGUGCAUCUCUGAAAUGGAACCAAAGUUUAGUAGAUCCCCAGUCGACUGAUUAUUGCUUGGUCAUAAGUACAGAGAAACAUUUCAAUUCGUUGUGUGCAGCACAGGCGUCUAGAUUUGAAUUGCCACCACCUCAGAAUCAGAAAAACGUUCGGGAAUCUACAUCAGCUGUACGAACGAUGGAAAACUGGAGAGGAUCUUUGGAUAAGUACACUGAACAGAUAGAUCCGAUGAUAUCCUGCCUAGGUAAAAAAACACAGUACACCAUAUCGAAUUUGAAGGAAGGAAAAACGUAUUAUUAUAAUCUAUUUGCAAUAAAUAAGCAAUCGAAUCUAACGUAUCCUUAUGGUUCUGUCAGCAAAGUUUUCAAGAGUCAAAUAAAGCCUGUUUCUCUGAAGAAUGGAUAUGGUCAAGCUGUUCUGAAAGGUUCCGAAGAGGAAGCCAUAUUUAGGUAUAAGAUUGGUAGAAAAUCAGAAAAUGAUUUGGAUAUUUUUGUCAUACCCUGUGGAGGUCCUGUUGAUGUUAAACUGAUGUUGAAGGGUGAAUCAAUGCUUAGUGCAAGAAAGAUUGAGGGUUUCCGCAAACUGACAUUAAAGAAUUCCAUAAGGGGAGCGAGAUACCAAAUUAAAGUCCUCACAAAUAGUGGGGAAGAUUACAAGAGAACAACAGGAGUGCAGAUUUAUGCUUCCAAGAGGGCAAUCUCGAAGAUUCCAAUGAUAACAGUGCCAAAAAUAAUGGAAUACGAUACGUUAAGAGAAUGUCACAGCGUUACAGUUGGAUGGAUCUUGGUGCCAGAUCCGAAACCACUCCGGUACUGUGUGAAGGCUAAAGAUGGAAGGCUCAAAGAAACAGACAACUACAGAAUCCCAAACCAAUGCGGCUUAGAAAGAAGAAGAAAGAAGUCUGAGGAUUUCGAAACUAAAUAUUGUAAAGAUAUCAAACAGCUGGAAGAUGGGAAAGUCAACACCUACAAAAUCAGAGGACUUGAUUCAGGGAAGACGUAUGUGAUUCAAGUCACAGUACAGAAACAAAAAGGAAAAACGUUAUCGUAUGAGCUACUCCAAGUGAGUACGAAGAGAUGUUCGAAACGUCAGAAUUUAGAAUGAUCUUCGAUAUUUGAAAAUCCUUCUCAACAUUUCAUUAUCAUAUAAUGAUUUUUAUUUAUUUCAGUAUUUCAUAGGUCCUACUUAUUGUUUUUUACUUUUAUACUGUUAAGGUUUCACUAUUUAUGCAUUAAAUUUGUUUCAGUUA
Messenger RNA from Coccinella septempunctata (seven-spotted ladybird), 1938 nucleotides. RefSeq names its product protein NDNF-like. NCBI's taxonomy places the organism in Eukaryota, Metazoa, Arthropoda, Insecta, Coleoptera, Coccinellidae. The record is from RefSeq and is a predicted model, not a curated record. The transcript is spliced from 9 exons. Gene Ontology annotation, molecular function: protein binding. Bases 153 to 1793 code for a protein of 546 amino acids.